Molecule: messenger RNA, 2202 nt
Organism: Saprolegnia diclina VS20
Lineage: Eukaryota; Oomycota; Saprolegniomycetes; Saprolegniales; Saprolegniaceae
Exons: 4
Coding region: 4-2154 (716 amino acids)
Biological process (GO): transmembrane transport; monoatomic ion transport
Cellular component (GO): membrane
Molecular function (GO): voltage-gated calcium channel activity
Source: RefSeq, a predicted model, not a curated record
CCGAUGGACGAGGCGGCCAAGGUGCGCGAGGCGGCGUGGCUUGUUGAGGACGCGUUCGUUGGCAUCGCCCGCCCGCACCCCGACAGCUCGCAGUCCAUUAACGUUGCAUGCUUUAACCUCUCGUACCGACUCUACUACCCCCGGCGGCUCGCGGUGCUGCUCCUCCUCCUUCUCUCAUAUGUUGAAGUGCCCUUUUGGUGCCGCGGUGUCGAUGCCCGUGCGCCGUGCGGAGACCCCGGCGCGUCUGUAACGCCGCUGACCUUUAACCUUCCGACGCUGUCGCGGUCGACGGCGUUGCUGGUCGAGUUGUGCUGCCUCGGCGUUGUCGGUGCGAGUGAUCUCCUUCUCGUGGUCGCCCUUCGACGCCACUUUGCUGCUCGGCGCGAUCGCGUCCUGGUACUGCUGCUCACUCUCGCCGCGUGCAUGAACCGCCUUUUCCUUGACGAAUUUGCAGCUCAAGUCGCCCUUUUCUUGCGCCUCGGCAUCUUUGUGCUGACGUUCCAGACGGUCCGGAGCACGUACCUCAAGAUGUUUGCCGUGCUUAACAAGGUCCAGCACAUUCUGAGCCUCGUCGCAGUGUACGUGUGCUUCUUUGGCUGGCUCGCUACGAUCUUAUUUCAAGACACUGCCGAAGUUACUCGCCCUUCGACACCUACGCUAACGCGUCUCACGCGCACUCUAGGCGGCACCAUGUCGACGUACGUCGAGUCGUCGUGGCAAAUGCUCAUUUUGCUCACAACUGCCAACUUUCCCGACGUUAUGCUGCCAGCGUACAACAAGAGCCGGUGGCAAGCGACCUUCUUUAUCUUCUUCCUCUGCUUUGGGCUCUUCUUCCUUCUCAACGUCAUUCUCGCCCAAAUCUUCUCCAAUUACCAGCACAUCGCAUCGUCGGAAGCCAUUGAUCUCGACGACAACCGACAACGCAUGCUCACCGAGGCGUACGAGCUCCUGAGCAGCAUGCGGCCACCGCCGUCCCCGCUGCAAGAAAAGCAAACACUCAUGUACUCGACCUCGCCACGUCGACACCCGCUCAACAUCGAUGCCGGACCGAGCCUAGACGUGAGCUUGUGCCAUCAAGUGCUGCUCGAGUUGCAGCGGUACCGUGCGGCGCCACGCACCACGCAGAGCCACCGCCUUUUGAUUGUGGAAGAGCUGGAUGUCAAGGGUCUUGGCUUCAUUGCGCGACAUGACUUUACGCGCCUUUGCGAGGUCAUGCUGACGAUAACGCGUGCUCGCGUGCACCAGCCGUCCGAGAUACAGCGCUGGUGUCCGCGCUUUGCGUCCACGCAUUGCUUCAGUGUCUUUUGUCGCACGGUGCAGCACCGGUUCUUUGAACUCAGUAUCGACAUCCUCCUCGUCCUCAACGCGCUUGUCAUCAUGAUCGAAUUUGCGACGCCGGCGCAUGCAACCGGCUUGCGCAACUGGGAGCUCGUCGACUCGGGCUUCUCACUGGUCUACGUGCUUGAAAUGCUCUGCAAGCUGCUCGUUUACGGCGCCAGCGCAUACUGGGAUGACGGUCGAAACCGUUUCGACGCGCUCAUCACCGUGACUUCGCUUGUCAUCGAUGCUUACGCCUACAUCCCGAACGCGUACAACGACCACAUGAUGGUCAAGGUGCUUCUGACGACGCGCUGUCUUCGGAUUCUUCGGCUCAUCAUGAACGUUUCCCACUACCGCGUCAUCUUUCUGACGUGGCUGCGCCUCCUCCCCGUCGGCAAGAGCUUGCUUCUCGUGCUCUUUUGCAACAUGAACCUCUUUGCUGCGCUCGGACACGUACUCUUUGGGGGAAAGAUCACACCGAACCGCAUGACGAGCGAGUUUCCCGCCUCGAGCUACACGACGAGUGGAUACGCGGCCAACAACUUUAACGACAUUCCGAGCGGCAUGGUGACACUCUUCGAGCUCCUCGUUGUCAACAACUGGUUUGUAAUCGCUGAGGGCCACGUGCUCGUGACGUCGAUCUACGCGCGCUUCUUCUUUAUCGCGUUUUGGCUCCUGGGCGUCAUCUUGACGCUCAACCUCUUUGUGGCUUCGAUUCUGGACGCGUUCGCUCUGGAGUUUGCUUCGAACCAGCGUCAGAUGACCGUCCUCAAGCCGUUCGCGACCACCAGUACCAGCAGUCCCUUGGCCCACACGUUCCUGCCAUCGCCGUGACGGCACCACGGAAUAGCGCAAUAUGUCUUCGUGGAAUCAGAUGUCAUU